Messenger RNA from Rotaria sp. Silwood2, 2037 nucleotides. NCBI's taxonomy places the organism in Eukaryota, Metazoa, Rotifera, Eurotatoria, Philodinida, Philodinidae. The record is from the annotation of a GenBank genome assembly.
AUGAACUCAUUACAAUCAUCAUCAUCAUCAUCAACUAAUAUAGUAACAUCUAAUAAUAUUUCUCAACUAAUAUCAUGGAUAUUAACUAAGAUAUCCUACCGUGCAUUACAAAUACUUAUUAAACUCGAAAUACAAUUUCCUGUAUUCUCAUCCAACUCAUUCUAUUCUGAUCGAUUAAAUUUUUUUACUGAUAUAAUUAAUAUAGGUUGUAAAACGACUUACAGCAAGAGCAUUAUUUGUGCCAUUCAUAAUGCAAUUGUUAUCGAUGAAGGAAUUAAAAGAGAAUUAUUUCGUGAAAUUGAUCUUAAUGAAUUAAUAACAGAAUAUAACUUGUUAAAUAAACUUAAUCGAUUUCAUAAUGAUAAAACUUUGAUUAAUAUCAUGCCAUUUACCGAUUAUUGUGAAAAUGUAAAAUGUAAACGAACAAAAUUAGAUAUUGAAUUUUCGACAAAUGCUCAUAUAAUUUUCUUAGCAUCAGUAAAACCUUGUUCAAUAUUUAAUGGUAUUUGUUCAAAUUGUAAAUGCAUUUAUGGACCAACAACAAUUUUUGAUCCACAAUCGAAUCAAAGAACUAUUACAAUUAGUUCAAUUCAAAACAAUAACAAUAUUUAUUUUUCUGGCGAUCUUGUAUACAGAAAAGAAUUUUUAUCUAUGUUCAGUAAUAAUCUUAUUCAUGCGCAUACAACUUUUCAAGGUUUUACAGAAUCAUAUUUAAACAUGUUGAUCGACGUUCAUGGCCAUCAUGAACCUAUUGUUUCGUCAAAUACAUUAGCUAAACGGAUGGAGGUUGCUUGGAUAUUUUUCGAACUCAGUCGUUUUGUAUUUCUUACUAGUCGUGAAAAAUCAAUUGUUCUUCCUAAGUCUUUACAACCUGAAUCAAGAUACAUUUUCAUAGAGCAAAAUUUACCAUUUUUCCAUCAUCUUUUUAAUACUUUUUGGUCACGACAUCGUAUAUUUCCUUAUAUUAAAUGUAAACAAUCUUCAUGUUCAGCAGUUAUGCUGAUUGACGGUCACCAAAAAAUUAAUAGAAUAAUUUGUCGAUAUGAAAAUCUUACUAAUACUAAUCAUCUGGAACUUGGACCAGUGAACCAGGGAUGUCCAUAUCCACCCCACCGUUCGAAAUCAAAUGAAAAAGGAAAAAAUCAAAAUUCGUAUUACUGUAAACAUCAUAUUAAAUAUAUGAAUACUUCUAUUAACCAACAAAAAAUUACUCAAUCAAAUGAAUAUCAACAAGCUGUAGUGAUUGAUGAAGAAAUUAUACGCACUAUGGAUAAUGAUGAUAUGUGCAAUGUUUAUCGCAAUGAACUUAAAAAUGAUCAAAAGUCUAGAUCAUUCGGCGUUUUAGUAACUUUUUUAUCAUGUGGAGUUGUUAUUGCAUUCACUGAAUCCAUACGAAGUGAAGGUUGUCGACGAAUAACGGAUCAUUUAUUAACAUCAAUGAAAUCUGGUGCAGUUAUGCCAGAGUUCUUAGUUUAUGAUACAGCUUGCGCUUUACGUUUGCAUUGGAACAAUGUAUUCAACACCAACUAUAUGAAGCGUACAGAAUUAACGGAAAAACUAUAUAAUCUUCGUCUUGUUAUUGAUAGAUUUCAUCAAAAAGGACAUAAACGUCAAAUGUGCAAGCAAUUCAUGAAUCCGAAUUAUGAGCAAAAUCGAGAUAUAUUCAAACAUAUAAAUACAUCAGUAUGUGAACAAUUUUUUUCAUUCUUAACUAAAUUUCGAACAUCACUUCGUGUAUUUAAUUAUCCAACAUCGUCUUUAUUUAACAUGUUAUUGUUUCACUUGAAAAAUGCUGACACAACUGGCAUUAAUAUCAACAAUUUUGGACUUGGACAGUCUUAUUUUGGUAAUGACAUUAAAUUACACUUUAUCAGUUCAUGUAUUUCCGAAAGUAUCGAUUAUGAGCUUGCAAAUGAAAAUUCAAUAGAAGCAGAGGAAGAAGAAGAACCACAAGAAACAUAUCAAGAAGAUUAUCAACAAGAUCAUGAAGGAGAUCAUGAAGAAGAUCAAGAAGAGGAUCAUGAAGAAGCUCAUUAA